GAAGUCUAGGCGCAUCCCGAGGAACAGGAUCGGAAGGUGGUUUGUCGAAGAGGCACUGAGGCAGUCCGCAGUCGAGGGCCAUCAUCCAUGCUGCCAUGUUCAGGACAAGAAUAAAUUCCGGGCCCUCCGCCUGUUGAUGAAGAGACAUAGGACACAAUCCGGUUACACAGGACUUCUCUCAUAGCUCUCCAUCAGGAUGCAGCUCAAGUUCCUUUCUGUCUUGUGCCUCUUCGGAGUCAGCACAUGGGCUCUUCCCGCGCCCGCUGAACAGACUACAGCCACCUCGACCAGCGGCACAUCCACCUCAAGCGCCAGCCCAACCCCAUGGGACUUCCGAAGAGGCGCGGUCACGGAAUAUCCCGUCCACUCUUCCUGCAAUUCCACGUUGCGUCGCCAGCUUGAGCGGGCUCUUAACGAGACCGUGGAGCUUGCCACGCAUGCGCGCGACCACAUCCUCCGCUGGGGAGGUGACUCGCCUUUCGUGCAGAAAUACUUUGGAAACGGCACGGCGACGGCCACGCCCCUGGGCUGGUACGAGCGUGUCAUUGCAGCAGACCGCAGGAACAUGACUUUCCGCUGCGACGACCCGGAUCGCAACUGCGCUACGCAGGAUGGCUGGGCGGGCCACUGGCGCGGAGCAAACGCCACGCAAGAAACCGUCAUCUGCGACCUCUCCUUCGCGAAGCGGCGCUGGCUCGACUCGGUCUGCGGCCUGGGCUACACGGUGACGGAGUCGCCGCUCAACACCUUCUGGGCUACCGAUCUGCUGCACAGGGUGUUGCACGUCCCGCGGAUCAGCGAAAACGUCGUCGAGCAUUUCGCUGAGGACUACGAGGGCGUGGUUGAGCUGGCCAAGACCGAUCCGGCAAAGUCGGCCAUUGACAGCGACACCCUCCAGUACUUCGCCAUCGACGUCUACGCGUUUGACAUUGCUGCGCCGGGCGUCGGAUGUACGGGCAAUUGAGAUGCCAGGUGAUUCUCGUCGCGGGGCUUGUUGGGCAAGGGGGCAUAUCCGGGGCCAACGGGAUCGAGCGAUGUCAUGUAAUUAGCAUUGGGCCGGCUUAGCCCGAUUCUCAUGCAUGUCCUGCAGUGCUUCUAGAUGCGUAAGACAAACAAAACAGGCGCCGAGAUAUGUAC
Molecule: messenger RNA, 1137 nt
Organism: Chaetomium strumarium
Lineage: Eukaryota; Fungi; Ascomycota; Sordariomycetes; Sordariales; Chaetomiaceae
Product: putative peptidase domain-containing protein
Exons: 2
Coding region: 197-964 (255 amino acids)
Cellular component (GO): extracellular region; fungal-type cell wall; cell surface
Molecular function (GO): zinc ion binding; integrin binding; metallopeptidase activity
Source: RefSeq, a predicted model, not a curated record